Mustela erminea (ermine) is the source of this 5193-nucleotide messenger RNA. RefSeq names its product family with sequence similarity 120A (gene FAM120A). NCBI's taxonomy places the organism in Eukaryota, Metazoa, Chordata, Mammalia, Carnivora, Mustelidae. The coding region runs from base 54 to 3599 and encodes 1181 amino acids. Gene Ontology annotation, cellular component: nucleus. The record is from RefSeq and is a predicted model, not a curated record. The transcript is spliced from 19 exons.
CGCCGCCCCCGGCCCCGCCGCCCCGCCGCCCCGCGCCCGCCGCCGCCGCCGCCAUGGGCGUGCAGGGCUUCCAGGACUACAUCGAGAAGCACUGCCCGAGCGCCGUGGUGCCGGUGGAGCUGCAGAAGCUGGCCCGGGGCAGCCUGGUGGGCGGCGGGCGGCAGCGGCCCCCGCACACGCCGCUGCGCCUGCUGGUGGACGCCGACAACUGCCUGCACCGCCUCUACGGCGGCUUCUACACCGACUGGGUGAGCGGCGGCCAGUGGAACCACAUGCUCGGCUACCUGGCCGCGCUGGCCAAGGCCUGCUUCGGCGGCAACAUCGAGCUCUUCGUCUUCUUCAACGGCGCGCUCGAGAAGGCGCGGCUGCACGAGUGGGUCAAGCGGCAGGGCAACGAGCGCCAGACGGCGCAGCAGAUCGUCAGCCAUGUCCAGAACAAGGGCACCCCGCCGCCCAAGGUCUGGUUCCUGCCGCCCGUCUGCAUGGCGCACUGCAUCCGCCUGGCGCUCAUCCGCUUCCACGUCAAGGUGGCGCAGAGCAUUGAGGACCAUCAUCAGGAGGUGAUCGGUUUCUGCAGAGAGAACGGCUUCCAUGGCUUGGUCGCCUACGACUCCGACUACGCGCUGUGCAACAUCCCUUACUACUUCAGUGCCCACGCCCUCAAAUUGAGCCGGAACGGGAAAAGUCUCACCACGAGCCAGUAUCUGAUGCAUGAGGUCGCCAAGCAGCUGGACCUGAACCCAAACCGCUUCCCUAUCUUUGCUGCUCUGUUAGGGAAUCACAUUCUGCCUGACGAAGACCUGGCUUCCUUCCACUGGAGCUUACUUGGUCCAGAACAUCCACUAGCCUCACUGAAGGUCCGGGCCCACCAGCUAGUCCUGCCGCCAUGCGAUGUGGUGAUCAAAGCUGUGGCCGACUACGUCCGCAAUAUCCAGGACCCCUCGGACUUGGAUGCCGUAGCUAAAGACGUGUUCCAGCAUUCUCAGUCUAGAACAGAUGACAAAGUUAUUCGAUUUAAGAGAGCAAUUGGAUAUUACUCAGCGACUAGUAAGCCUAUGGCAUUUCACCCAGCACAUUACUUAGGGUGCCUCCCAGCCUGUCAGGGCGUAUCAUCAGGUGUCACCCCGGAAAUGGAGACUCAGCCUGGGAGGAAGGACGCAGCUCCUGCGAAGCUGCUUCGGCUGACGGGGCAGGGCCAUCUCCAGGAGAGCAGGGUUGCCCACGUGGGACCCCGCGGGUGCAGAGGUCGCACAGCCUGCCCGGAGCAGAGGGUGAUGACAGCCAGACCAAAUCCGUUCGGAAUGCCUGGGAUCGUGCCACCGUAUGUCCCCCCCCAGAUGCUCAACAUUCCACAGACCCCUCUGCAAGCCAAGCCUGUGGCCCCACAGGUGCCCAGCCCGGGUGCCGCGGGCCAGGGUCCACACCCGUACAGCCUCGCUGAGCCGGCCCUCACUUUGGAAACGAGUGGAAAGAGUCUGACUGAGCACAGCACCUACAGCAACAUUCCUCACGAAGGAAAGCAUACCCCGCUGUAUGAACGGUCGUCCCCAAUCCACCCAGCUCCAGGUGGCAGCCCCAACCACGUGGACUCAGCGUACUUUCCAGGGUCUUCUACGUCGUCGUCUUCCGACAACGAUGAGGGCAGUGGAGCAGCUGCAAACCAUAUCAGUGGGAACAAAAUAGGCUGGGAGAAGACGGGAAGCCACUCAGAGCCGCAAACGCGGGGAGACCCAGGAGACCAAACUAAGACGGAAGGCUCGUCCACUGCCUCCUCAGGCAGCCAGCUUGCUGAAGGAAAGGGAAGCCAGCUGGGCACUGUGCAGCCGAUCCCUUGCCUCCUGUCCAUGCCCACCCGCAACCACAUGGACAUCACCACACCGCCCUUGCCCCCGGUGGCACCUGAGGUACUGAGAGUGGCGGAGCACCGGCACAAGAAGGGGCUGAUGUACCCCUAUAUCUUCCACGUCCUGACGAAGGGUGAAAUCAAAAUUGCUGUUUCUAUUGAAGAUGAAGCCAGCAAAGACCUGCCUCCCGCCGCCCUGCUCUAUAGGCCAGUUCGCCAGUAUGUUUACGGAGUGCUGUUUAGCUUGGCAGAAAGCAGAAAGAAAACUGAGAGACUUGCUUUUAGAAAGAACAGACUUCCACCAGAAUUUCCACCUGUGAUCAUUAAAGAGUGGGCAGCUUACAAAGGGAAGUCUCCACAGACGCCGGAACUGGUGGAAGCGCUCGCCUUCAGGGAGUGGACCUGCCCCAACCUGAAGAGGCUGUGGCUGGGGAAGGCAGUGGAGGACAAGAACCGCAGGAUGAGGGCCUUCCUGGCCUGCAUGAGGUCAGACACGCCAGCCAUGCUCAACCCGGCCAGCGUGCCCACCCACCUCACGGUGCUGUGCUGUGUCCUACGGUAUAUGGUGCAGUGGCCUGGAGCACGGAUCCUGCGUCGCCAGGAGCUGGACGCCUUCCUGGCUCAGGCGCUGUCCCCCAAACUCUAUGAGCCUGACCAGCUGCAGGAGCUUAAGAUCGAGAACCUCGACCCCCGAGGCAUUCAGCUGUCAGCUCUCUUCAUGAGUGGUGUGGACAUGGCCCUGUUUGCGAACGACGCGUGUGGCCAGCCGGUGCCCUGGGAGCACUGCUGCCCUUGGAUGUAUUUUGACGGGAAGCUCUUCCAGUCCAAACUCCUCAAAGCAAGCCGGGAAAAGACCCCACUCAUCGACCUCUGUGAUGGUCAGGCCGAGCAAGCUGCCAAGGUGGAGAAGAUGCGGCAGAGCAUCCUGGAAGGGCUGAACCUCUCCCGGCAGAGCCACCCGCUUCCCUUCCCGCCACCCACGGCGCUGCCCUUCUACCCUGCCUCCGUGUACCCCCGGCACUUCGGGCCCGUCCCCCCAGCUCAGGGCCGAGGGCGGGGCUUUGCAGGAGUCUGUGGCUUUGGAGGCCCCUAUGGGGAGACUGUAGCAACAGGCGCUUACCGUGCCUUCCGAGUGGCAACGGCAGCGGGACACUGCGGAGCCUUCUCCGGCGGUGACAGCAGCAGGACUAGCAAGUCGCAGGGUGGACUGCAGCCUAUACCUUCUCAGGGAGGGAAGCUAGAAAUAGCUGGCACCGUGGUCGGCCACUGGGCUGGGAGCAGAAGGGGCCGCGGGGGCCGCGGGCCUUUCCCUUUGCAAGUGGUUUCUGUUGGAGGACCAGCACGGGGGCGUCCAAGGGGAGUGAUUUCCACUCCGGUGAUCAGAACGUUUGGAAGAGGUGGACGGUACUACGGCAGAGGCUAUAAAAACCAGGGUGUGAUUCAGGGCAAGCCUCCCUAUGCUGCUUCAGCAGAGGAAGUGGCUAAAGAGUUGAAGUCAAGAUCCGGGGAAUCCAAGUCGUCCGCCGUGUCUUCGGAUGGGUCCCUGGCUGAAAACGGAGCGGUGGCUGAGGAGAAGCCUGCUCCCCAGAUGAACGGGAGCGCGGGCGACGCCAGGGCCCCCAGCCACUCGGAAAGUGCCUUGAACAAUGACUCUAAGACGUGCAAUACAAAUCCUCACUUAAAUGCACUAAGUACAGACAGUGCUUGCCGCAGGGCUGACGCUCUGGACGCUGCUGUCUUAAAGAAAGAAGAGUAAACUUAUUUUUAUAGAGGGUGAAGGAUGCUGGAAGGGUAGGAUUCAGGAAUAUCUGGAGAGAAAGAGAGCCUACAGUUAUGUACAUUUUUUCCUUUCCGUAAGAGAAAAAUGAGGACUUUGGAAAUUCGGAUCCCUCUUUGAUAUCAGAGAUUUAAACAACACAUUUUUAGUUUUAACCAGUUGUAGUCAAAAUGCUACAAUAAAACAAAAAGAGAGAAAGAAAAUGAAGAGCAUUUGACUCCCACACUUAAAAUGAAGUACACACAAAGUUUAAACUGGUUAUGACAAAAGCCUAUAGUUGUGUUUCUUGAACUAUAAAGAAAACAAAUUUUGGCAGUCUUUAAGUAUAUAUAGCUUAAAAUAUCAUUUUUAGCAUUUGGCACCAUAUGUAUGCCAUUAUCUUUGAUUUUGCAUUACUGUUCACAAGAAAGCUUUGUCUAAGGCUUUGAUUUUAUGAUUAUGAAAGAAAUAAGGCACACCACGGUUUUUCUUUCUUACUUAAAUCUCAUCACUGUUGAUGUGGUUCUUUUGUGUUAAAAAAAAAAGUGCAACUAUCAAAACUAAAAAAUUAUAGAGUAAUAUUGCCGUUCUGCUGAUUUUAAAUAUGCAGUACAUCAUACUUACUUUACAAGCAAGUUAAAUGGAGAUAAAGUUGAAAUCAUAGAAGAUGCAAAUGACCUUUCAAAAUCAACACAAUGUGUUCUGAAACUUUUCGUGACUUAAUACCAUGCAUCUGUGAUCAAUGAACUAUGUGGUUUUGAUCGGACGUAGACCAUUAGUGCUACUACUUGAGCUAACCUUCUGCAUGGUUCAUAAUUUUUAAAGUGUGUAGUUAAUAUUAUGCAUGUUAUUGUCCUUCCAUUCUUACCAGUAUGUGCCCAUUUGCAAAACAAAAUGCUAAUAAUCAGUAAUAGUCCUAUAAAAGAUGUUAACUCUGUUUAGUCAUUGACUGAUCUUGCUCUAACCUUAAAAUUUUGUGAUUAUUGACCUCUGUUGCAUUUAUUCUAAAAACUCCCCAAAAAUUAUCUAGCUGUUUCAAAUAUCAACAUUACCCUGGUGUAUUCACUGCUGUAUGCAUUAUUGUUCUUUGUUGCUGUUUUAUGCCUUCAUAUUAGCAAAAUAUGAAAUUCUGUGAAAAACAAAAAAAAAUCCCUUUGAUCUUUAAAAAAAAAAACAAAAAAAAAACAACCCCCCCUUCUGUAGCAGGAAACAAAUUGCUUGUUCUUGAGAACUUUCCCAUCAAGAAUUUAGUAGAAGCAGGUAUACUUAUAUCAUUUUGAUGUUUUUGUUACUGUUUCCAAACAAUGUACUUUGAAAUCAGAAUCACUUCUUAUUCGUUUUCAUAUAAUUCUCCUGAUGCUCUUCAUCACACAUUAGUGAUCAGAAAUGAGAUGUAAUUCCCCAAUCCCUGCCCGCGAGACCUGAGUAGGAUCUUACUGUAAGUUGAAGGGAGUUCUGCCCUAACUCAUGGAUUGUGCAAGAAUGAACUGCUGUUGGGUCUGACUGAUUGUAGGUGGGUUGUGGCGUGCUGUACCGAAGGCUAUUGAAUGCAACUUACAAUGCUUAAUAAAAAUCUUUAUUCUUUUAGUAUAAA